AUGGUCUUUAGAAAGCCAAUUGAUGAGUGGAGCUCUGUUGUCCAGAAACAAGUAGAAUAUAAUAAAAUCAGAGAGCAGGAAGAAAAAGCUAGACUUGCACAAGAAAAAAAUGAACUCAAAAGAGAUCUUGAAUUCCAAAAACAGUUGCAGGAUCUACAACGGCAAAGAGAGCAAGAAGCCAGAAACCGAGAGGCGUUAGAGGUCCAAAGGCGUGCAGAAUUAUUUAAAGAGCAAGAUCAAGCUAAAAGAGUCCAAGAAACCGUUUUUAAGAAACAGAUGGCAGAAGAUCUUAUGAAUCAUCAAGCUUAUCUAAGGCAAAAAGAACAGCUAGAAAGGCAAAGAAAAUACGAAGAAGAACAAGAACAUCUAAACCGGGUUAAAGCCCAAAUGGAAGAAGAGGAAAGGCGCCGUAAAGAGCAACGUGAUAGACUAGCCAUGGAACAACAAAUGAUGAAGCAAUAUAAAGACCAACAAGAAGAAAUGCGCAGAGCCCAAGCUUUUAACGAAAAAAUGUACGAAGUAGAGCUGCAAAGGCAAUAUAAAGAAAGAGAAGAAAGGAAAGAAAAAGAAUAUCGCGAUUAUUAUGCCAGACUUAGUGAAGACCAAAUGAACAAAGGAACAAGGUUCAACCAGUCUGUAGGAGCACAAAUAAACCAAAAAAAUUUCGAAAUUAAUGAAUGAAUUAGCAAAAAUGUCCAGGAACACCAACAAUUUUUAGCAAAAAAAGAAGAAUACGAAAGACAGUUACGUGACACAAAUUUAAGAAAUGUUAAUGAAACAUUAAAAGCACAAAACGAAGAAAGAGAAAGAAUUAGGCAAAUGCAGAUGGAAGAAAGCAGAAGAAUUGCAGAAGAAGUUCAAAGGAAAAUUGACGAAACCAGAAGACAAGAAAUAGAAAGAGAAAACCAAAAAAGAAUGCAGCAGCAGAUGUAUAGAGAACAGCUAGCAGUCCAAGCACAAAUUACGAAUGAUGUAAGAAUGAGCCAAUAUAAGCUUUCUGAACAUGAAAAAUUGAUGAAUAAGCAUGUUCUAGGAGAAGAUGUGUCUAUAGGGAAAAUUAACGAAAACUCGCCAAGUAGAUCACAGUUCCAAAGAGGAGCAGCAGAAAUAUUAAAAUCUGGAGACCAGCAGAGAUUUGCUUCAUAUGAAGAAAAUGCAAAAAACUUCUAUGGAGACCAAUCUCCUGGAAGUAGGCAAAAUCAAUAUGCAAGUCCAAAAAAGCAGGAUGGAUUUAGAAAUCCUAUAACAGGUGCUGGAAUUAACCCUGCGAUGAGCCAAGGAAUUAGACCUUUCGCAAAUGUGAACUUAAGAUAA
Molecule: messenger RNA, 1314 nt
Organism: Blepharisma stoltei
Lineage: Eukaryota; Ciliophora; Heterotrichea; Heterotrichida; Blepharismidae
Source: the annotation of a GenBank genome assembly